This is a messenger RNA of Lodderomyces elongisporus, 1572 nucleotides long. RefSeq names its product Alk6p (gene ALK6). Bases 1 to 1572 code for a protein of 523 amino acids. Lineage: Eukaryota; Fungi; Ascomycota; Pichiomycetes; Serinales; Debaryomycetaceae. Gene Ontology annotation, molecular function: iron ion binding; heme binding; oxidoreductase activity, acting on paired donors, with incorporation or reduction of molecular oxygen, reduced flavin or flavoprotein as one donor, and incorporation of one atom of oxygen. The transcript has a single exon. The record is from RefSeq and is a predicted model, not a curated record.
AUGAUUCAUUUACCACUUUUUAUAGUAUUGACAUUACUGUUGGUACUUUACAACAUUAUACGCUUUUACCGUAAGCAGGUAAUUAAAAGAAAGUACAAAUGUCAGAAAAUACCUAAUGCUCAAACAUCAACAUUCUUGUCUUAUCUUGGUCUUGAGUUUAUAGUGAACUAUAACAAGAUUCAAGAAGAAGGCCGAAUCCACCAGAAUAUGUAUAAGCAGUUCAAAGAUUUAAAGACUUCCACAUUGGCACAAACGAUGCUCUUCCUGAAGGUGGUAUUUACUACAGAUCCAGAAAAUUAUAGAUACAUGUCCAGCUCGGCCAAUUUUAACAAUUGGACGAUUGGUGACAGACCAGAUGCGUUUGACCCCCUACUUGGAGACGGCAUUUUUUCAAGCUCCGGGGAGAGCUGGAAACACAGUAGAAUUAUGCUCAGACCUUUUUUUAGUAAAGACCAUAUAAAGCAAAUUGAAUAUAUGGAGCCGUACGUGAAAGAUGUUGUAAGGCUCAUUAACAUAUACCAAAGGGAUGGUGUAGUGGUUGAUAUGCAAGACAUUUUCCAAUACUUUACAAUCGACUAUGCCACAAAGUUUCUUUUAGGUGAAAGCUGUGAUACGUUGAAGGAUGCACUUGACGAGCCCACUUCUGUCACUAUUGACCCAGAAUUGAAAUCUCGAUUUGCAAAAGCGUUUGAUAUUUCACUGAAAUACUUGAUGUUGAGAGUUUCAUUAGGAAAGCCGUUAAUGUGGCUUGUAAACCCAAAGGAGUUGAGAGAGGCAAACAAGAUCCAGCAUGAUUUUGUUAGGUACUAUAUAAAUAAAGCAUUAGCUAUGAAUGAGGAAGAGUUGAACAAGCAUUCAGAUAAUGGAAACUGUUUUCUUUAUGAGAUUGCUAAACAAACGAAGGACCCAAAAAUUUUGCAAGAUGAAGUUAUGAGCAUAAUCCUUGCUGGGCGAAAUACAACAAGUUCGCUUUUGUCGUUUUUGUUUUUUGAACUCUCGAGAGACGCAAAUAAGGAGAUUCUUAAAAAACUUGUUGAUGCAGUGAGGUCCAACUUUGACUCCAUUGAGUCAAUUACUUAUGAAAAAAUUCAUAACUGCGAUUACUUGCGCUGGUGCUUGUAUGAAACACUCCGUUUCCAUCCAUCGGUGCCACUUGCUUCCAAGACUGCCGCAGUUGAUACAAUUUUACCAAAAGGUGGUGGCUUGGACAACGAGUCUCCAGUAUUUGUACCUAAGGGCCGAAGGGUUGUAUAUCCACUCUACACGGCCAACAGAAAUUCGAAAUUUUUUGGAUCAGAUACUGAAGUCUAUAGACCUGAAAGGUUUGCUGAUCUACCAAAGAGUGGAGGACCUGCUUUCAUGCCAUUCAGUACUGGUCCAAGAUUAUGCCUUGGUCAACAAUUGGCAUUAACCGAGGCCAGCUAUAUUACAAUCAGGUUGUUGCAGACAUUUGAUAUCAUUGAAAAAGUAGGAGAUGAACCAUAUCCACCAAGAACCUCGUCGUCUGCUACAAUGAGGUUGAUGGAUGGUGCCAAGGUCAGAAUGAGAACAUCAUCUUCCACAACACCAUAA